This is a messenger RNA of Plutella xylostella (diamondback moth), 974 nucleotides long. RefSeq lists its product as uncharacterized. Lineage: Eukaryota; Metazoa; Arthropoda; Insecta; Lepidoptera; Plutellidae. The record is from RefSeq and is a predicted model, not a curated record.
AUUGCAGUAUUGCGGGAACAAUUGCUCAACACGGUUGCUUAAAAUAAUUCAGAAACACACCUAUAAUUUCUUCUAACUUUUCCUGAAUUUAGAGACAAAAAAUGUUAAACAUUGAAAUAUGUCAGUUUCAGUUGAGAUGGAAGUGAGAGAAAUAUAAUUCGGAAAUAAUUUUUAAGAGAUGAAUCGAGCAACGUUUAUUGCCUUUUUGACGUUGUUUGUCGUCAUUACGCUUCAGACGACAGACUUCCAAGAGAACCUCAUCAAUGGGUACCGCGCGCUGAUCUCAGACAUCCAGGUCCGGACCACCAAGUCCAGGGAGGACAUGGACACCCUCAUCUCACAGAUCAAACUGCUGAUGAAGAAUGAGGCUGAUAAGGCUAUCAACUACAUGACCGUGUAUCUUGAACAGAUCUCGCUUUACUUUCAGGUGAUAAUCCACGACCGCAAGCCUCGCAACGGCACGUACUGCCGAGAGAGCAUCGUGAAGAUGCUCGGGGAGAGCCUUCAGCUGGCUGACGAGAACGUGACCCUGUGCCUGGCUCUGGGCUACCAGCGGGUCCAGCGACUGCCAGAGAAGCUGCAGGUCCACUUCGAGACGCUGGAGAACCUGAAGAAGUACUCGGCGUCGAAGCUGUUCGAGUGCCAGAAGCAGCAGCAGGUGGGGGGCAACUGCUCCCAUGAGAGCCAGGACCUGGAGCGCACUGUCUUCCUAUACGAGACAUCACCAUUCCCCGUAGUAAUGUCAGAGAUCUCCAUCCACGGCUUCAAGGAGGUGUCUGACCUCAGCGUGUGUCUCAAGGACAUCAUCUCUCGCAUGAUGACCCACUCGGUCAAGGUCAUCGGGGACUUCAACAGGUGCAUUCAUAACAUAGAGAUGCCCAAGCUGAAGUAUUUGUUGAAGUUUAUGAAGAAAUACGCUUAGUGCUGUAGGAGUGGGUAGCUUGAAUAGGUAGGUAUAGUUGGAAAAAUAGCGC